Messenger RNA from Oryzias latipes (Japanese medaka), 3605 nucleotides. RefSeq names its product endosome-lysosome associated apoptosis and autophagy regulator 1 (gene elapor1). Gene Ontology annotation, biological process: autophagosome assembly; positive regulation of vacuole organization. Lineage: Eukaryota; Metazoa; Chordata; Actinopteri; Beloniformes; Adrianichthyidae. Gene Ontology annotation, cellular component: plasma membrane; lysosome; extracellular exosome. The record is from RefSeq and is a predicted model, not a curated record.
GGUAAUGUCUCCAUCACAGGAGCUCUGACGGCGCGCGACCAUGCAGCGACUGCUGACUGCCCCGCGCCUCCGCGCUGCCGGUGUCGUUGUCCUAUGGCUGGUUUUGACACAAGCGUCUGGAGACUUACCCAUAUGCAAGGAGUCUGAUUACCACUUUGAGUACACAGAGUGUGACAGGCUUGGGACAAGAUGGAGGGUGGCGGUUCCCAACAAACCCGACACGUGCACAGCUCUACCAGAUCCAGUCAAAGGCACUCAGUGCACCUUUUCCUGUGGUGAGGGUGAGUUCCUUGACAUGCAGUCGCAGCAGUGCCAAAAGUGUUCGGCAGGAACCUACUCUCUGGGUACGGGUGUGGCAUUUGAUGAGUGGGACAGCCUCCCAACUGGAUUUAUCACUCAGGGGGUGAUGGUGAAUGAGGGAAAAACCCUUACUGACUGCUCUAACUCCACCUGGACACCAAAGGGAGAUUAUGCGGCCUCUAACACAGACGAGUGUACUGCAACCCUGUCUUAUGCUGUGGGCCUGAAAAAACCAGGAACUGUGACCUUUGAAUAUUUCCACCCAGACAGAAACCUUUACUUUGAGUUCUUUGUUCAAAAUGACCAAUGCCAAUCAGCAGAAUCAGAAAGCCGCUGGAUAAAGGUCUCAGAGAAGGACUGGAACCAGUACACGGUUGAUCUGACCAGUGGGAACAAUGUGCUUUACUGGAGAACCACCUCAUAUGCUCUCCAGGGUGCUGCUGUCAAACCUGUGCUUUUAAGAAACAUCCAGGUCUCAGGGGUGGCAUACACUUCUGAGUGUUUCCAUUGUAAACCUGGCACCCACAGCGCGAAGGCAGGAUCUGCACGCUGCACCCCCUGCCCUGCUGAUACCUAUUCCAACAAGGGUGCCACUGUUUGCCAUCAGUGUGAAAAAGACAAAUACUCUGAACCUGGAUCUGGAAGCUGCAAGGAAAGACCAGCUUGUACACACAGUGACUACUUCUACACUCACACUCCUUGUGACUCGGAGGGAAAGAACCAGCUUAUGUACAAAUGGAUUGAACCUAAGAUCUGCAGUGAGACUGCUGAGGGGGCUGUAAAGCUACCAGCGUCAGGAGAGAAGCAAACCUGCCCGCCGUGUAAUCCGGGCUUCUUUGUCUCCAACUCGUCAUCGUGCGAGCCAUGCGGCAGCGAUUCCCACUCAAAUGGAACAGUGUGUGUCAAAUGUCCUGCUGGCACAGAGCCGCUGAUAGGUUUUGAAUACAAGUGGUGGAACACAAUGCCGACCAACAUGAGGAGCUCUGUCCUCGGUCAAGAGUACAGCAGUGAUCCCAACAGAAGUACAGCAUGGGAGGUGGCUGGAGAAUAUGUUUACACCACCCCAGGGUAUCAUGACACUGACUACUUGAUGCUCACGCUCACUGUUCCGGGAUACAGGAUUCCUCAGUUUAAUAAUAAAGGCAGUGAAAGAGGGGAACUGUCCCGCAUCUCUUUUGUCUUUGAGACCAUGUGUACAACUGACUGCAAGUUUUACUUCCUGGCGGGCUAUAGUGAGUGGAAUAACUAUGUGGUGGAGCAGUGGAAAGGUAGCAGCCGGAAGCAAUCUUACUCCUAUGUGAUCCAGAGCAACAGGACCAUCAGCUUUAGUUGGGCUUUGCAACGGACAGAGGAGUUAUCCAUGAACAAGACGUACAACUCUGACUUUGCCAAGAUAUACUCAGUCCACAUCACCAAUGUAGUCGGAGGCGUGGCCUCUCAGUGUCGCCGCUGUGCUCUGACAUCUGUGGGGACAGACUCCGCCUGUGUUCUCUGUCCACCAGGACACUUCAUGGUCAGUGAGACGGGAGCAUGCAAGAGCUGCCCACCAAACUCUAUCACCAAGGCCAGUCAGCCAGUUGGAGAGGAAGCUUGUGUUCGUUGUGGACCAAAUACAAGGAGAAACAAGGCUCACACAGCUUGUGUCAGUGACUGUAAAGUGGAUGUUAAGACAACAGAAGGGACCAGGCUGCACUACAACUUCUCCCCACUGUCCAAUGUCACCGAAUUCUACAGCAGCCCAAGCUUCACCAGCAAAGGCCUGCGCUAUUUCCACCGUUUUAGCCUGGGUCUGUGUGGGGCAGAGAACAAAGUGCCCGCCUCUUGUGUGGACAACGUAACAGAGAAUGAGAGAACAGUCAAAGGUUACAUCUGUCAGUCCACUUUGGUUCCCUCGGACCUCAGGGCUCAGAAAAUGGUGUCAGGUCAACCUUUCCUCAUCGGGGACUCCCUUGUUGGUGUUUCCACUGAGACGACCCUGCUUGGGAUCUCUUCCCCAGCAUGGUUGUUUCCAUCAGCAUCCGAACUUCCAGAUGUUAUAUUCUAUUACCGGUCCAGUGACAUAACUCAGGCUUGUAAACAGGGGAGGUCAGCCACGAUCAGACUCAGAUGCAACCCUGCAAUAGCAGCUAAAGACUUCAUCCAUUUACCAAGUAACUGCUCCGAAGGGACAUGUGAUGGCUGUACUUUCCAUUUCUUGUGGGAGAGCCAGCAUGCGUGCCCUCACUGCACCAAAAACCAUUACAAAGAAAUUGUCAGUGCUUGCAUCCAAGGAAUACAGAAAACCACUUACAUGUGGCAGCAGCCUCUGCAGUGUAAUGGAGGAGUCUCACUACCAGGACAAAAAGUCAGCGCUUGUGUGAGUCUGGAUUUUUGGCUUAAGUUUGGUGUUACGACUGGAACCAUCGGUGCCCUGCUUCUCGUCAGCAUCAGCUGUUAUUUUUGGAAGAAAACUCGCAAACUGCAGUACAGGUACUCGAAGUUGAUGAUGAGCUCCGGAGGCAAAGAGUGUGAGCUGCCCACUGCAGACAGCUGUGCAAUAAUGGAGGGAGAAGAUGCAGAGGAUGACCUCAUAUACUUAACCAAGAAAUCCCUCUUCAGCAAAAUUAAAUCUUUUUCCCGAGAGAGGACAUCUGAUGGGUUUGACUCGGUUCCCCUCAAGUUCUCAUCUUCUCGCCAUCAACAAGCUGAAGAUGAGGACUCUGAUGAUGCUUAAGUCAGAAGAUGAUCACAAUGAUAAAUUUGCAAAAGUCUGGAAGUUUUAUUUUGCAUCUCAAGACACCUUUCACAACUGUGUUGAAGUCUGAAAAAUAUCUAAAUUAUGUAUUAUAUAAGUUACCAAAGAUUAUAGUCUUUUUGAGAGUUAAUUGAAAGAAUAAAAGUUUAUUUAGUAUUUCUCAUAUGCUAGAGUGCCACCUUGAAUGCUGAUAUGGAAAGUGUCUUUAUGGGUUUCUACAAUUUUUUAGACCUAUGAUGAUUUAUUUCUCUAACAUAAGUUAACAAUAGAGGACUUUCAUUAUUGUGAUUUCACACAACCUUGAUUUGCAGACUUUUAUUUCCAAUUUUUCUUAUUACUGCUGUUUUUUUAAAUCUGGUUACCGUACUGUGUUUAUUUGGUAAGGUUUCAUAUUUGAUAGAAAGUUAACGCAGCGACUGUGGCAACAUGUAUGUUUUUCUUUUUGACUGUUCAUUACUUUAACAUUAAAAUAUGUUUUACAGUUUAACGUUUUUAAGUUGGAGUGUUUACAGUGUGCAAACAUGUACUGCCUAUGUGGUAGAUAAAUAAAUACUGGUACUUGAUACCAAAA